AUGAUCAACUACAUGGUUAAUGACACCGAUAAGCCAGGCCUCAUGAAGCCAGUUGAGAAGGUUUCCUAUCCAUCCAAUUGGGUCGUUGUCGACACAGCUGCAAAGAUCUUCACUGGGUUGUUCAACUUCACUCAGAUACCAUGGGACGAUGUUUACCUCGAUCCCGGAAACGACAAAACGCAAGAGAAAGCUGAGGAGGUCAAAACAAUUGUCAAACGAACUGUCGAAGAAAUCUCGCAAGAGUUCCUUUCAUCGGGCAAUGUUCACUUCUCUCAAAGCCCAAAAAAUAGGACAUUUGCGAGAGUAGACAUGUUUUUCAAACUCGACGCAUCAGCUAAAGUAAACGAUCUCAACUCUAGGAUUCGGCAUGUCUGGCCUACGGGAGAAAAUCGAGGACUUGAUUUCUUCUCAAUUGAAAUAUCCGACUUCGAUGAAUGUGGGACCGUCUGGGACGACUGUAAUAGAGAUGCGAAGUGCACAAACAUGGAAGGCGCCUUUCGCUGUGAAUGCUUACCUGGAUAUUAUGAUCAAAGUCGUAUUUUAUUCUUGCCGAUGGGUAGGGUUUGUAAACAUACAUCCGUCGACGAGUUAAUAACGAAGCCGACGGAAAAGCCUUUGGAUCCAAAUGCUCGGGAUGCGUUCAUUAAUGAACAGUUCUCCUCGCAGCAUGACAGAAAUUCACCUGCAGUAGAUUUCGCUUCUCGACUUGGACUCGCGAAUCUCGGACCACCUGGGCUCCCAAGUGGAAGUUAUGACAUUUUGCCGAAUACGAUGAAACCGGGAAAAUGGACAGAUGGAAUUGACUGGCCUGGUCCGCUAGGUGUUCGAACAAGAACAACUGGACCUACAAGCUUGUUCAUCAACUGGCAAAUGAUUGACCACGAUACGUAUGGAAACCGAUUCUUUUAUGUUCUUGCUUACCAUGACGUUGGCGCUACUGAAGUGAAAUGGAACGAGUGGCUUCUUGGAUCUAAAGUUGACAAAGUCGAAGUCGAUGGUUUAACGCAGAAUCGACAGUACAAUAUCAAGGUUGGCGUAAGAAAAAUGGAUAUCGCACAUGGUGAAAAUACAACUACCGCGUGGUCCGACCCUGCUGUUGGAGAGACAUUCAUCGCCAGUUACAACGCUAGAACUAUUUUAGCAAAGACAAAAUGGGAUAGCUGUUACAAAAACAAAUUCUCUGGAGCGCACCUUAAAUUAGUUUCACAGCUGCAGUCUAACUCAAAACUGCUCUUUUCUUCGCCAGCAAUGAAUUAUGGCGGUAAAGAUCUGCGGUCAAAGUUCCUCAAGUCUGAUGAUUUCCGUUUCGAGUCUUCAGAACUCAAAAACGUUGUGGUCUUCUGGCGCCUCUAUUUCAAACCUUUGGAUAAAUCAUGGGAAGCUCCAGCUCUUGAACAGUUACUGAAAGACAUGCUCUCUGGCGUUAUUAUCUCGAAGUACAACUUGAGAAAUGUGCCGAAGUUCGAAGAUGGAAAUCUUUUAGCUAGGAACUCGAAGUAUAUGCGAAUUUUUGACAUUGACGAGUGCGCUACAGAUCAACAUGAUUGUGACAUGAACGCUAGAUGCAUUAAUUCACCAGGAGAUUUCAAAUGUGUCUGCAAAUCAAAUUUCGAUGACGUCUCAGCUCCAUACCCACCAGGUCGUUAUUGCAAAAUCAACCCUGACAAGCCAGUUAUUGAUUACGAUGAUUACAUCGAUACCGCCGUCGACACAUCCAUGCCUGAAGGUUCCAAGGCUGCAGAACUUCUCGCUGGUCAACGACCAAAGAAUGAGCACAACUAUAAUCAUGGAGUCUGGCUACGUAAAUACUCAAUGUGCACUCCACUUAACCCGCGAAUGACCCAACCCGCUGUUUACGUGAAAUCAGGGAGCUCAGAAAAAUGUGAACCCGUUUUCAUUUAUAAAUCGUCUGCAACCCUUGCUCUAUCAGACGUUCAGAAAAGGUCAUAUAAACCAAGGGAUGUUUACGACAGGGAGUCAUUUACUUAUAAGAACUUGACGCUGAAAAUGGAUCAUCAAAUCAAUGAACUAUUAAACUUCGAGCUCGGAAGUGAAUUCAUCAAGUCCUCUGUUCUCGGGCUUAGAUUGUCUGACAGACGAGAGAUGGCCAUCGAAGUAGAUUUUCUCGUCUUCUUGCAACGCCGCGAAGCAAACAGUACCGCUGCAUACAAGCAAUACAACCCAAAUCAGCUUCAGCGGUCUUUAUGGGAGAUUUUCUCCGAGUAUAGACCUGGAAAUGGCGACUUUCAAUUCCAAUUCGACAAGACUGACACUACUGUAACCGAUCUCAAUGAGUGCCUGACAAAAAUGCACGACUGUGACAAGCAAGCUGACUGUAUAAAUACCGAAGGAGGAUUUGAAUGCUCCUGCAAGCCUGGAUUCAAAGAUAGCUCUAGAAAAGGUGAAGGACGAAAGUGCCAAGAUCAGUGUAGGCCAAGCCCUUGCAAAAACAGCCAGCAGUGUCUGAAAACGAAUCUGGUCGGAAUGCCUGUUUGCAAAUGCAAAAGCCCGUAUAGAGGAGAGUUCUGUGAAAUCGUCGAUCCACUUAGAAAAUUGCCAAGUUUUGGUACGAAGUCUCCCACUGCUGCACUUGUGCUCAUAGUUGUUGUUGGGCUCAUCAUUAUCCUUGCUAUUCCACUACUUUCGAUGAUCUGCUGCUUUUUCUGUCCUGUGAAAACAAAGUACUCAAGAAUGCUUGAAGACAGGAUAAAGAAGAACCACCAGUUUUCCGAGAGACAAAAAUUUCGACGAGAAGAAGAGGAAAAACGUCUUGAUGAGAUUUAUAAGCAGCGGCAAAUCAAGGAAGAAUUUUUCAACGCCAAAAACAGUGAGGAAGAGAAAAUUGAUCUAAAAAAUCUUGGAUUCAAGUCGGUGGCGGAUUUUGACCCAAAACACAUUUCAUCAAGGCCCGAAAAUCUUCUAGCGACAAGUCAACGUAUGAUGGAAAGUACCUCAAUCAUGGAAGUUAAAAACCAAGAAGAUGAUGAGGUCAGUGAGACGGGGCCUGUCAUUACCCAAGUCGGGUUCAAACCUCUUGUUAAUUCGACAGGAGAUAUAAAAGAUGAAGAAUCUAAGACCGAGAAGAAUUCCGAGGGAAUAGGAUCUUUGAUGGCUGACAUUCUAGCGAUCGGAGCCAAGAAAGUCAACGAAGACGAAAAAGGUCUCGUUGAAGAAGAAAACGUUCAGGAGUCUAAUGCUGUCGAUGAAACAGAAGCGCUAGAAACUUAUGCCGAGACAACUGUGAACUCUCAUGGAAACAUGAAAACGGAAACUCAUGAUGAUUCUUCAUCGACUGAUUCUGUAACGACAGAUAGUAUCACAUCGUAUUCUGGUACUGAAACAAUCACUGAAUCACGACAAUAA
Molecule: messenger RNA, 3363 nt
Organism: Oikopleura dioica
Lineage: Eukaryota; Metazoa; Chordata; Appendicularia; Copelata; Oikopleuridae
Source: the annotation of a GenBank genome assembly